CUGAGACACAUAAAAUGAAAAAAGGAAAUAUAAAUAUAAUAAUAUUAAUGGUUUUUUCUUCUCCCUGCCAAAGUCCUGCUGCCAACAUAAACAGCAGAUAUAUGUGUAAUUGAACGGCCAAUGGAAGAAUGUCAACCAUCAAUGUCGUUAUAAGCUGAUUCGAACGACAUUUGGCUCUCACAAAAAUGGAAACCUCUACAUUUUACAUGUCUCUUCCCACACCAUUUCUAAAGCCUCAAAAACCUCCCAAUCAAAUCUUUAGUAGUAGUAGUAAUAAUAAUAAAUUCAACUCAGCUCUUCAGCAUUAUGCUUUGCACAAACCAAAAAGUUUCUUAAUUCAUAAAACUAGUGUUCCUGUUUUGCUCAAAAAACAAUGUCGAUUGGAUCUGUUCAUAGUUAGGGCUGUGGCAGAAAAUGCAGAAGAAUCUGAGGUUGUGAAGCCCAAGGAAGUGAUACAGACUCUGCAACUGGGCGCUAUGUUUGGAAUUUGGUACCUUUUGAAUAUCUGUUAUAAUAUAUACAACAAACAGGUUCUCAAGGUUUUUCCAUUUCCGGCGACUGUUACGGCAUCUCAAUUUGGCUGUGGGACUUUAUUAAUACUCUUUAUGUGGGGAUUUCGUCUUCAUCCCAUACCAAAAAUCAGUAAAUCUCAAUUUAAAACAAUAUUCUUACUCGCUGCAAUUCACACAUUGGGUAAUCUUUUAACGAACAUCAGUCUUGGGAGAGUAGCAGUUUCGUUCACUCACACAAUCAAAGCAAUGGAACCAUUUUUCACCGUGCUUCUUUCCGCGAUGUUUCUUGCAGAGCGACCAUCUCCUUGGAUUGUAUCUUCUCUGGUUCCCAUUGUUGGUGGAGUAGCAUUAGCAUCAAUGACAGAGGCCUCUUUUAAUUGGAUAGGCUUUGGCAGUGCAAUGGCUUCCAAUCUGACUAACCAAUCGCGUAAUGUAUUUAGCAAGAAAUUCAUGGUUAAAGAGGAGGAGGCAUUGGACAAUAUCAAUUUGUUCUCUAUCAUCACAAUCAUUUCAUUCAUCCUUUUGGUACCUCCUGCCAUUUUGAUGGAAGGGAUCAAGCUUACUCCAUCUUAUCUACAACAUGCUGCUGCAAGCCAAGGUUUAUAUGUCCAAGAUCUUUGUGUGAGACUUCUUUUAGCUGGAUUCUGCUUGCACAGUUACCAACAGGUAUCAUACAUGAUACUACAAAUGGUAUCACCAGUGACUCAUGCAGUUGGUAAUUGUGUGAAGAGAGUAGUGGUCAUUGUAUCCUCAGUCAUCUUUUUCCAAACACCUGUCUCACCAAUUAACUCCCUUGGGACUGCUUUGGCUCUAGCUGGAGUCUUUCUUUAUUCAAGAACAAAGAGAUUACAGCGGAAGCCAAAAGUUGCGUGACAAGUGAAGAAAAUUGCCAAUGUCUGUAGCCUUAAUGCAGAACUAAAUUUGCAACUCUGUAAAGAAUAUGUUAACCAAAAACAGGAACUCCAAGAUUGGGUUCGAGUAAUUGGAAGAUUGGGUCAGGAACUUCGUUCGAGAAUACCAGUCAAGAGUGUAAGGCAAAAGAUAGAGGAAGAAGAAGAAGAUGAUAUUGAGAAAAGAUUAUCUUUUUUAUAUUUUAACCUCAAUAGACUAAAAUCAGUUAAUAUAGAUAUUGUGUUAACAUAUUCA
Messenger RNA from Solanum dulcamara, 1658 nucleotides. RefSeq names its product phosphoenolpyruvate/phosphate translocator 2, chloroplastic-like. The coding region runs from base 186 to 1385 and encodes 399 amino acids. Lineage: Eukaryota; Viridiplantae; Streptophyta; Magnoliopsida; Solanales; Solanaceae. Gene Ontology annotation, molecular function: antiporter activity. Gene Ontology annotation, cellular component: Golgi apparatus; membrane. The record is from RefSeq and is a predicted model, not a curated record. The transcript has 8 exons. Gene Ontology annotation, biological process: transmembrane transport.